Messenger RNA from Xylona heveae TC161, 2817 nucleotides. RefSeq lists its product as hypothetical. The coding region runs from base 1 to 2817 and encodes 938 amino acids. Gene Ontology annotation, cellular component: membrane. The transcript is spliced from 2 exons. The record is from RefSeq and is a predicted model, not a curated record. Gene Ontology annotation, molecular function: calcium channel activity; calcium ion binding. Gene Ontology annotation, biological process: intracellular calcium ion homeostasis; calcium ion transmembrane transport. NCBI's taxonomy places the organism in Eukaryota, Fungi, Ascomycota, Xylonomycetes, Xylonales, Xylonaceae.
AUGUCUUCACCGAUUUACGACCACGACCGUGACCGGCCCGAACAGACCUACGAGAUGCCAGAGCCCCGCUCAGGGUCAUCUGAUGAGGAACACACUUUUGUCGGUGAUGGCUCCAUUCACAAUGAGCAUGCCGACAUCGAUGAUCAAUAUGAACAUCAUGAAUACCAUGACCAAAACGACCACUUGCACCCAAUAGUUUCAAACACGGGACAAUCGCGCGCGGACAGCCAUCGCCUCGACGAUGAUUUGGAAGUGCUCAGAGCAGAACAAGAUGCUAUCCGUGCUGACGAAGAUCUCGAGCGGUCCCGGUCUUUGAACCGCUCCAAAUCUAGAAACUCCCAGGUGGAUGAAUUCGACGUCAACACUGUUCCUGUCCACGAGAUAGCGGCUGUGUACCAUCCACCGGCCAAUCCUACUACGAACUUUGCCAAGAUGUGCAUCAAGAUUCACAACUCAAACAUCAUCUUCAGAUAUCUGACCUACAUUCUACCGGUCGCCAUCGCCAUUCUGAUCCCCCUCUUGCUUGGUUCUCUUCUGUUCCACAAUGCCUACAUUGGCGGCGUCAAGAUGGACUGGUUUUGCGUUUGGCUCCUGAUUGUCUGGCUUACUCUCUGGGCCGGAAGAAUUGUCGCAAAAUGCUUGCCUUAUCCCAUCGGUAUGGUUGCCAGUUUGUUCACCAACAGCGCCAAGAAAUGGAGGGACAUGGGAAGGCAACUCGAGAUUCCGGCAACCUUGUUCUUAUGGUGGCUCGGUAUCAUGAUCUCCUUCUUGCCCAUCAUGAAACAUCACCAGCGUCCUAAGGUUGGCAUAACUGCUCAAACUUGGCAAAAGGUCGUUAACAAGAUUAUCAUCUCAAUCUUUGUGGGCACCGUCCUCAACCUGAUUGAGAAGGUCAUCAUUCAACUUAUUGCCAUUAGCUUCCACUUGCGAACCUAUGCUGAUCGCAUUGAGCUGAACAAAUUCCAAAUCGGAAGCUUGGUUAAGCUGUAUGCCUUUUCCAAGGAAAAGAUUGCCAUGGACGACUCGGAAUUUGAAGAGAAGGCCAAGGGAUCUGGACUGACGUCGGGCGCGCGAACGCCAAUGGCCAUGUUGAACCAGGCGCAGAAGAACACCAAGGAUGCAUUGAACAGGAUUGGCGACGUUGCCGGCAAAGUCGCCGGUGACUUUACCGGUAAAACGCUGAACAAGAGCACUCACCCCCAUCAGGUUGUCCUCACGCUCUUGGGCAAUACCAAAGGUAGCCAGGUUCUCGCGCGUCGGCUCUACCGCACAUUCGCCAAGGAGGACUGUGAAGUUGUCUCUGCUGAAGAUCUCAAGUUUGCUUUUGAUAACGAGGACGAAGCCGAAGCAGCAUUCACCAUGUUCGACAAGGAUCUUAACGGCGAUAUCUCCAUGGAAGAACUCGAAGCCGUCUGCGUCGAAAUUGGCCGCGAAAGAAAGUCCAUUACUGCCUCCCUCAAGGACCUGGAUUCGGUCAUUGGGAAAUUGGACGAUGUUCUCUUCUUCGUCGUUCUGUUGAUUACCGUUUUGGUCCUCAUUUCGCUCAUCUCGACGGCUGCCUCUGGCGUUCUCACUUCGCUUGGAUCUAGCGUCCUUGCUCUGUCCUGGCUUUUCUCCGGUACCGCCCAAGAGUUCCUGGCCUCGGUCAUCUUCGUUUUCGUCAAGCACCCCUUUGAUGUCGGCGACCGCGUUUCCGUCUACGGCAACACAGGCGCCUCUGGCCGCGGAGACGACUAUUUUGUGAAGGAGAUUGCUCUGCUCUAUACCGAAUUCAAGAAGAUGGAGGGCCACAUUGUCCAAGCACCCAACAGCUAUCUCAACACCUUGUUCAUCCUCAACCAGCGCCGCUCCGGCGGCCUGGCAGAGGCUGUCCCUGUGACGAUCAAGUUUGGUACCACCUUGGAUCAGAUCGAAGAGCUCCGCAACCGCCUCGUCGAGUUUGUCGCAUUGGAAAAGCGUGAGUUCCAGCGCAACAUUUUGACUGAACUUCGGGAAGUAUACGAAUGCCACUCCAUCACUCUCAACGUCAUCUUCUUCUACAAGUCCAACUGGCAGAAUGAAGGUCUGCGUCUCAUGCGUCGCAACAAGUUUAUUUGCGCGCUCAUGGUCUCCAUGCAAGAGUGUGGCAUUGAGGGUCCCCGCAUGCGCUGGCCCGGACAGCGCGAAGGCCACCCGAUCUAUCUGCAAAACGUUAUGGCUCCUCCGCUUGCGCCUGCUGGUGCCGCUGCCGGUGGCCCCGACGGGCCUCAAUCUCCCACCGCCGAUGACAACCAGUCUCUGCACUCACACCCUUCGAUUCUGCGACGGGGCCCCUCUAGCUCGCGUGCUCGGGGCGAGUCUGCGUCGGCAAUGAGCAAGCGAGUGGAUUUCUCUCUUGGAAUGAAGUCCAUGGCCGCUGCGGAUGCCAUGUCAGACGUCCACGAGGACACUCCCCGCGUCCGAAUCCCCGAGUACUACCGUUCUUCGCCUUCUCGCUCGAGAAUGUCGCAUGAACAGACUAUUCCCGAGGAAGGAGUCGCACGCACUACCUCCCGCACCUCCUCGAACAAGGCACGUGCAUCGAUGGACUCUCUUAUCCGGAACCGCAGCAAUCAGUCCACCCACCGCAACCGGUUCUUCGGCCACUCCCGCGAACGUGCCCAGGGCGCCCAGCCUGAUCUCGAGCAGGGGGUCGGAGAACCUAGCCGUGUUGACCCGAGAAGCGGUGUUGUGAGUCCCCAGGCCGUGCAUGAAUCAGAAGCCCCUGGCCCUCAGCACUCUUGGGUGCAGCCUCCUAGACGGGCUCAGACCGAGAACUUUGAAAUGAAGAGGAUGUAA